Molecule: messenger RNA, 2766 nt
Organism: Fusarium poae
Lineage: Eukaryota; Fungi; Ascomycota; Sordariomycetes; Hypocreales; Nectriaceae
Exons: 5
Coding region: 1-2766 (921 amino acids)
Biological process (GO): chromatin remodeling
Cellular component (GO): nucleus
Molecular function (GO): histone H3K36 demethylase activity; histone H3K9 demethylase activity
Source: RefSeq, a predicted model, not a curated record
AUGCAGGUUGAAGAGCCAGGCCCUGAGCUAAAUAUUAUAGGUGAUAUCCGUAACAUACUCAACUUUCACUCCAGGAACGAGGUCUCGGCGUUUCCGGAUACAGAGGAUAUUCAAGCCCACCUACGCGCUUCGGAAAGAGCAGCCAUCGACAGGUUCCAUGGAUCAGUCGCCACGCUGGGCGAAUCACAGCCCAGGACGCAGCCGCUAGCUGACACAUUGCCGUUUGUCAUUUCCCCACAGAUCGAAACGUCAUACUGGAAAUUCCGCAUCAAGACCGGCCAGUCAUGGCCACGCGCCCCUAUUAAAUUCGACCUAGACACCAUCGAAAAUUGGGUUCGACUAUUUACCAUCGACGAUGACCCGCAACUCACGUACGAAACCCAGACCGGCGUAUUGCCUGGCAGGCAGGGAGCGGAUGCACAAAUAGCAUGCGUCCAGUCUGUCGACAUCGACAACGGCUCCAAAUUUGAGUGGCCGCGCUUGUCAUACGAUCACGACCGACCGACGAUCCACGAGGCUCGCGAAGCCAUCGAGUCUCUUAUCGCGCGAGCGCUCAAGAAUAUAAACACCUCAGCCGUAUCUUUCAGCAGCGGAGCUUACGUGAGACUGCCGACCCCGACUUUUCAGCACCCCGGAGAACGGCUUGCACAGCUUUCGAUUCAGCCGGAGUUCCCCGAUUACACGCAGGUGUAUUUCCACAUCGUGGGCGAGGACGGAGUCACGGGCUUCCAUAUCGAGGAUAAUGGUCUGCGGUCUUUCAACCUGUGCCAUGUUGGCUACAAGGCCUGGGUGAUUAUACCCGACAGCUCGCGGGACGCUUUUGAGCAGUAUGUCAUGCGUAAGCUGGGGCUGCCAGCGAGCAUGAGAAGCCAACUGUGCGACCAAUUCGUGAGGCACCUGGGCGUACUCUGCUCCCCAGCCCAGCUGGAGGAAGCUGCUGUCGAGUACCGAAUCGUGGUGCAAGGCCCCGGCGAGUUUGUCACCACAACCCCGUUGGAGUAUCAUAUGGUGUUGGGCUUGACAUCGUCCAUCGCCACAUCCAACAAUUUCAUAUACCGGGACGAUCCUGACAUCGUGGCAGCGCUGGAGAAUGCUAAGCUGGGCAGUCAUACGGCCACCGUCCAGGCGCUCAUUCAACAGCUGGCGAAACCGAUAAGCAAAUGCAGCAUCAACAGCCUGAUUAACCCUAAGCAUACCGAUGGACGCGAGGCUUGCAACCAGGACAGCAGCACUAGCGUCGACAAUAACGAGAGGCAUCUUAGAAUGAAGGGCGACGAGAACAGCGGCAGGGGUGACGCGGUACCUGAUGGACGAGGCGAUAGCGGUAGGAAACGAUCCACGUUGCCGGAAGGGGAGAGCCUGGCUAAGCGCAGAAAGCCUCUGCCACCAGCCUCGCACCAAGCAACCAGGGUGUCGGCGACGGCCGCGAGUGAAGCCACGGAGCGCCAGGAGCGGGCCGCCGUGGCUGCGUCUUCCUCUCUCCGAGCUCUCACUCGACGUAAUAUGCGGCCCCGGACCCGAGAAUCUGCGCGAAUUGAGGUAGAACGGCAUGUGAGGCGCAGAAGCACUGCCGCAUCGCAUACGGCAGCGCAAACGAAACCGUCGCCUGUGCCUUCAGAUUCGCCACGCGACCGACAGACCAGUGCGCGAGAGUUACGAAGUCCUUCAACGUCGGGUACAGACGCCAACAGUGGCAGCGGUGGUGAAGAGAGCGAUACCACACCGGCUACGUCUCCCGACAGUACGACGUCCUGUACAGCGUCGUCCAUGCGCCACGAUAAUCUAGCACAGUUCGACGCGUUCUACGAAGCGAAUACAAUCAGUCGGAGCCAGCUCGUGGCCCAGCCAGCACACGACAGAUGCGGACUCGCUGCCGUUCUCUACACCAAGCAACAUCUUGAUGACUUUUUCGCUGCGGUCAAGGACCACCAGAACGACAUGUCGAACGGUGGGGGCAGAAGUGAACUCGAGAAGGGCCUCUCGUCUGCCAACGGUUCGAGUGCUGAAGACCCUGUAACCUGCGCAAUGCGAGACGCCAUUCUCGAGAUGGUAAAGAGUGACCGUUAUCGCAUAGGUAAACAGAGAUCCGAUUAUAAACAGCGUUUCUUUUGUUACGCCGCUCGUCGCCUCUGGGAGGGAGCUCGAUUGACGUCACGUUGGGGUCCGUACAAGGCGCAGGGCGGAGGCCAGAUCAAACUUGACCCCGCCGUGAGGGAAGGACUUAUCCGGCGACUACUCCCAGCGGGUUCCACGCAGGAGGACAAGGCAGUGCUGUCGGGACACAUCGACUCGGUCCUGCUCCAAGGAUCCAAAUGGGAUUCGGUAGCGACAGGCAUAGGCAUGGGUAUCAUUGCUCUCAUACCCCGCCGCCGCAGGGAUUCCCACGUUCUCAACGUUGCUGCCAGAUACUACUACUACGGGCUGCACGGUGAACACUCACUGUCGAGGCUACAGGAAUUCCAGUCUGCCCUCGACACCCCGUACAUGAAGGCACUGCUCGCUGCGGCCAACUCUCUAGCCCAGGCAAUUGUCCAGAAGAGGGAUGUCCGCUUCGCGUUCAAUGAUUAUCGUGGCGAGAAGCCAAUCUCAAGCCUGCCGGAGGCUGAAAUUUGCCGUCUUCUUAAGACACUCCCGCGCAAGGAUUCCGACGGGCGUGACUUGCAGUCCUCGCCUCCACCUGGUGGGAUAGUUGCUGUCGAGCCGGUUGCGAGCACUACCUCUGCCCCAGGAGGCCCCCCAGGUCCUGAAUUAGAUACAUCGAAGUAG